GUGUGAGUAAAAGUAGUCCUAAUGUAUGUAAAUUAUACUGGGCCAUUGCGUUGCGGUCACGCCUCUUCCUACAGCAAGUCGGAUACGGCGGUUUCCAUGGGAUACCAGAGGUACAAACUUUUCAUGUAAUUAGUGCAAUUUAGUGGCCUAAGAUGGGAGAGACAGACUUGAGCAAAUAUGAUCUAGCUCGCUUGCAGGCCGAACUGGAACAGGAGAGAGAAAUGAAGGAAAUGCUGGAGGAGUCCAUAUCCGAUUUGAGUAGCACUUUAUCUGAACUGCAAGAGAGACUUCACAGUGUCGAUGGGGAAGGUAACGAGUGGAAAACUCGGUAUGAGACCCAGGUGGACCUGAAUGGACAGCUGAAGAGGCAGACCACUCUCCUUCACGAGAGACUGGAGGAUUUACGAGGAAACCCCGUAGAUCGAUUGGCCUCAAUAAGAUCCUAUGAUGACAUGCCAAUGGAUGCACUGAGGCAGAGACUGAAACUACUGACCAAUGAGAAGGCCGGCCUGCAGAGUCAGCUGACAGACUGCCGUCAGAGGAUCGAACAGGAAGGGAAGGCAUUUCAUAAAACCAACGACGAGAGGCGUGCGUAUCUGUCAGAAAUCGCUAAGCUGUCUUCCACCCUGGAUGCCAAUAGGAGGCAGUACCUAUGCCAGCCACGAGGGGCACCAGAGAGUCAACAAAGGGGAAAACCAAGCAAGCUGCCUGUGUCUGAUUCUACAAGAGGAGGAAGAGGAGGAGGAGGAGCAGUGAGGAAGGAAGUUGUAGGGAGUAGAUUACCUAAACUAAAGCACUAGUCUGGUUAUUAGGGGCCAAAGUAAAGUCUUAUUUGUCAAACAUGAACAAUAAAAUUGACUUUUACUUUGAAAUGAUCUGUGGAACGUAUGAGAAUAAAA
Osmerus eperlanus (European smelt) is the source of this 899-nucleotide messenger RNA. RefSeq names its product coiled-coil domain containing 169 (gene ccdc169). NCBI's taxonomy places the organism in Eukaryota, Metazoa, Chordata, Actinopteri, Osmeriformes, Osmeridae. The record is from RefSeq and is a predicted model, not a curated record. The coding region runs from base 153 to 800 and encodes 215 amino acids. The transcript has 8 exons.